UUGGUUGGUUUUAAAUCCCUGAUGACUUGAGUUGAUGAGACGCCACUUGGCUGCUAGGUCGGUUGCUAGGAUGAAGAACUGAUGGAAUAAUCCUAUGCGGAUGUCAUUUUAUGUUAAAAGCUAAUGCUUUGAUAACAUUUAGACCACUAUCCACCCUGUGAUCGCUGGCUCCCUCACUUUGUGGUCUCGGUUCUCCAGUCAUGUCUGCCGCCCGGGAGGACCUCCUGUCUCCCGACGAGCUGAGGAAGAGACUCUACCAGACCUUUAAGAGUAAAGGGGUGCUCGACACGCUCAAAACUCAGCUGCGGAAUCAGCUGAUCCAGGAGCUGAAGCAUCCUCUGCUGGGUGGAGGAGACUCCGUCCCUGGAUCGGUGUCUCCCAGACCCGACUCUCUCCUGCUCUCAGCGUCCAACACCAUAGUGGCUGACUACCUCAAGACCUCUGGCCAUGAAUACACCCUGUCUGUGUUUUACCCUGAGAGCGGCUUGCGUAAAGACAAGAUCCUGAGUACAAAGGACCUUCUCCAGUUCAUGAAGAUCAGUCAUCAUUCUCCACUUUACAAAUCAUUGACGUCCAAUGAGGCUGAGGCUGGAACGGGUUUCCUGACGAGUCUGCUGACCCAUCUAGCAGAUCCCCGCGGCGACAGGUCGUGCUCCGACGCCAACACGCAGACCGCCUCCGCAGGGGGUCACAGAGAAUCCCUCGUCGACAAGAUGAAGAUGAUUGACCAGGAGUACGAGGGUCUGCAUCACCGGGGAGACCGGGGGACGUCCUGUGAAUCCAAACUGGCUGCGUAUAAAAGAGAGCUGGAUUCACAGAUGCAUGCCGAAAUGAACCUAAAGAUGCAACAUUUUAAAGACGUGGAACUUGCCAGGGUGAAGAUGGACGAACAAACCAGAUCCCAGAAGGAGUUUGCCAAGUUCAGACAAGACGUGGAGAGGACGUACGAGAUGAAGGCCAACGCUCUGAUGAACCGGGAGAAGAACGCCAUCGACCGCUUACAGAAGCAGCAAGAGAUGGAUGAAAAUAACGUGUACAUGCAGAGGCAAACGCUUCUAAAAGAAAUUGAAAAGGUGCGGAACAGAGAAAACGACCUGAAACUAAGGACGGAGGGGUUUGAAAAGACGUGUGAAAUGCACGCGGACAAGGUGAAGGCCCUGGAGGAUCUCCUGAGGAGGAGAGAGCUGGCGGUGAGAACCAGCGAAGAAACUUAUGAUCAGAAGCUCCACAACGAAGUCUCCAGAUAUAAGAGUGAGCUGAAGGAGGAGUUCUCCCAGAGGACGGAGCAGCUCACAGAGAACGAGAACAGGAACAAAGUGGAAACGGCGCGCAUACAGAAGGAGACGGCCGCCCUGGACGCUAAAACAGACGAGCACCUGGAGGCCUGCGCGGAGCUGCGCCGCGUGCAGGGGGCGCUGGAGGCGUCGCAGCAGCAGGCCUCUCUGCUCGGCCAGCAGGGGGAGCUGCUGAGGGAGCGGCUGGAGGCGGUGGGCGACCACGCGGCUCUGAAGAGGGAGAAGGCGGAGCUGCAGGAGGAGCUGCGGCGCCUGCGGAGGCAGCUGGAGGAGGCGCAGGAGGAGAGCCAGCUGCUCCGCUCAGCGGCGGCCAGGCCGUCGGAGGAGCAGCUGGCCCUGCAGAAGGAGGUGCAGCGGCUGCAUGCGGACCGCAGGCAGGAGCAGGAGGAGUCCGGCAGGCAGAGGCAGGUGCUGCAGGCCCAGCUCCAGGGAGAGGCAGAGCGCUGCGCCCUCCUCCAGGCCCAGCUGAUGGAGAGCGAGGAGAAGAGCCACUGGCUCAACACCAACGCUGAGGAGAUGAAGCUGCAGGUGCGGCAGACGCAGCAAGCCCUGGAGAACGAGGUCCUCCGUAACCCCAAACCCUCGCUGGUGGACCGCUCGGUCCUGGAGCUCAGCGGCGACGGCCGGGUCCCCCCCGACGUCUACGCCCGGCUGCCCGCCCUCCUCCUGGGUCACUAUGACGACGCUGCUGCUCCCGGUGGUGGUGGUGGUGUAGGUGAAGCAGCCGGAGCCCUGAGAGGACGGGCCCCCCCACGCUGGGCCCCCGGCGUCUCCCCGGAGCCCGAGGAGACGGAGCUGCUGUCCGGAGCCAAGGCCCGGAUCCGUGAGUUGGAGCGGGAGGCGGAGACCCUGGAGGAGGCGUACCGGAGCUACCAGCAGAGGGCGCUGCGGGCCCCCGGGGCCCACCUGAUGCUGGAGCCGCGGCCCUGGUCCCCCCCGCCGAGGCACUACUCCCCCCCGCCGCCGCCCGCACGCCACGCCCAUAGCCACGCCCAUAGCCACGCCCAUAGCCACGCCCACAGCCACGCCCUUAGCCACGCCCACAGCCGCGCCCCGCCGGCCCGGAGACCGCCCCCAGCGCACCGCUCCCGACCUCCGUCCCCCCGAAGGUCUCGGGUCUCCCGGGCGCCGGCGUUCUCCCCUCCGCCGCCGCAACGACACGUCAGCCGCCGCACCCCCGCAGGCACCCCCUCCCCGGACCCCGACGCCACGCCCCCCCCCACCCGGUCCCGGGCGGCCUCCGCGGACCGGACCCGACGCCGGCCCUCGGGCCCCGGCGGAGACCCGGACCUCGGGUCGUUCGCCGAGCCCUCCUCCGUCACGCCGUCCUCCGUAACGCCGUCCCCGCCCGGCUCCGCCUCCAGACACCUCUCCUCCGCCCCCCUCUCCGCCUCCAGACAGAGGCCUCGCCAGAAGCGCACCGAAGGGGUCAUGGCGUUCCCCGAGCUCUCCCCCCAGGGAGGUCUCUCCCCCCGGGGAAGGCUCUCCCCGGCCCCCCUCGGAGACCGGACCCCGCCGUCCGAUGGGGGCUUCUCCCCGGACCUCAGCCCCCCUCACGCCCCCCAGCUCCAGAGCACGGCGCGCGACCACACCAGCCCGCCACGCCCCCCCCAGCCGCUCUCCAGCUCCGAGUCGUCCCCCCGGCCCGAGGAGAUCCACCUGGAGGACCUCUCCACCACCCUGCCAGAGCCCGGCAGCAUUCCAGAGCUGCUCCUGGACACGGCGGGCCCUCGGCCCCCCCGGGAGGGCCCCGGCGGAGCGGUACCCCCCCCAGAGACCCCCGUACCCCAGGGAGGACAUGGGGACGCGGGCCCUGGGGAGACCGCCGCAGAGGAGCACGAGGAGGAGAGGGAGAGGAGGGAGAGGAAGGAGCGACGGCAGCGGGAGCAGGAGGAGGCCAAGCUGAGGGAGCAGGAGGAGCUGAGCCGGCUGGAGAGGGAGACGACUCCGCUGGAAGUGAGGAACGCUGAAAGGAGUUAUGGCGAAGAUGAGAGGGAGGAGAAGGAGGAGGCGGUGGGAGGGAAGAAAAGCGAAGAGGAGGAGCAGCAGCAGGAGGAGGGAAAGGAAGAGGACGGCAGCAGAGGCGGCGUCACGAGGAGCCCGGCAGAAGACCCUCUGCAGAAGUACAUGAAGAUGGUCCUGGAGGCAAGGGGAGCCAAGCGGGCGCAGAGCCCGACUGGGGCCGGCAGCCCGGACGCUAGGAGUUUGUCCGAGGCGAGAGACGACAGCAUCGCAGCGUUCUCACACGAGGCCGUGGACGAUGACUUCUGGUGACCCAACUUGAACCGAACUCUACUGUCUCAUCUGCUUUGUAUUGUACAGUCGACACACACUAGCGCCCUAUUCACUGUACGAGUACCAAUAAACACUUUUUUUUUUUACUUUUAUUUCAAUAAAGUACUUUUUUAUUUAACAUGCCACUCAUUUGUUGGUGCGAAUGAAAAAUAAAAACACAACAUUUUGAAUACA
Molecule: messenger RNA, 3764 nt
Organism: Gadus morhua (Atlantic cod)
Lineage: Eukaryota; Metazoa; Chordata; Actinopteri; Gadiformes; Gadidae
Gene: ofd1
Product: OFD1 centriole and centriolar satellite protein
Exons: 22
Coding region: 201-3569 (1122 amino acids)
Biological process (GO): epithelial cilium movement involved in determination of left/right asymmetry
Cellular component (GO): centrosome; ciliary basal body
Molecular function (GO): protein binding
Source: RefSeq, a predicted model, not a curated record